AAGCCCCUAGAUCUAGUUCUUUCUGAACUGCCGCGUCGCCGCGCACGGCAUUUGCUGCGUCCAUCAAUAGGCACCUUUAAGCAUUUCAUGUGCGACAGGCUUGAUUGUGAAACACAUGUAUGUAAGUGUUUCUAAUUAUUGCAAACCAACUCCGUAAUUGAUGGUUAUGUUUUGAUAAAUACAACACGUGAAAAUUAAUAUAUAUUAAAACAAAAUUAAGUUGUGCUUUGGUUUUUAUACGUUAAAUGAUAUUCUUACGCAAAGCUGUUAUCCAAAAUGGUUAAAGCUAAAAAACAUUUGUCUGAAUCUUUACAACAGAAAAAUAAGAAACUAAAUCCAUUUGAGGUGCACAUUAAUAGAGACAAACAGAAAGUGUUGGGUCGCAAAAGUAAAAAUGAUUGUGGACUGCCAGGAGUUUCACGAGCGAAAGCAAUUAACAGGCGUAAGCAGAGUCUUCUUCAAGAAUAUAAAUUACAAAAUAAAGACAAUGUUUUCAUAGACAAACGUAUUGGUGAGAAGAAUUGUGCUAUGAGCAUGGAAGAUAAAGCAAUAGCAAGAUUUGCUACAGAACGCAUAAAAACAUAUAAAAAGGAAAGUAUUUUUAAUUUAAAUGAUGAUAUUUUGACACAUAGAGGACAAACUCUUGAAGAAAUUGAAAAAUUUGAUGAUCCAAAGAGUGAUGAUGAAUUUAGUGAUAAUGAAAAUGUUAGUGGCAAGCUACAGAAAAAUUUUGUAGAAGCUCAUUUUGGUGGAGGCACUUUAUCAACAGCAGAUUCCACAUUAUCUAGAAAGGAUCUAAUUGAGCAACUUAUUGUGGAAUCAAAGAAACGAAAAGCAGAGAAACAAAAGAUACGUGAAGAAACUAUCGAUCUUACAGAGAAGCUCGAUUCUGAAUGGAAAGACCUUUUACCCUUUAUGUUUGCUUCCAAAAAGUCUAAGGAGGACAUUGAUGAAAUCACCAAAGCUGACACUUAUGACAUUGCUGUACGGCAAUUAAAAUUUGAAGCUAGAGGUCAUCCAUCUGAAAAACUAAAAUCAGAGAAUGAGAUUAUUCAAGAAGAAAAACAAAAAUUGGAGAAACUCGAGGCUGAUAGAUUGGCAAGAAUGAAAGGAUUUAUGAGUGAUAUUAGUAAUCAGUAUUGGCAUAAAUCUGCAGAUGAUCUUGAGGAUGGUUUUGUAAUGGAAACUGUUAUUGAAGAUAAUGACGACGUUACUUCAAUAACUACUGAAACUAGUAUUAAUGAGGAAAACAGUGAAAUUGAUGAAAAUGUUAAUGAUGAUAAACAAAAAGGGAAUAAAUUGGAAGAUGCUAGUGAUAAGAAAACAGUUAAAGGUAUAAAAAAUAAGAGUAUAUAUACAGAAGCAUCUAAUAUCAAAGAUGAAUCUGAUACAGAUUUGAAUGAUGAAGAUUUAGCGAUUGAAAAUUUAGAUGAUGAGUCUGAAGACGAUUUUUCAGAUUUAAAAAUGUCUGAAUUAUCUAGCGAAGAUGAAAAUAAAACACAAGUUCCAAGGAAAAACGAGAAAUAUGUUAUGUUUAUUAAUGAUUUGACACAAGGUACUAAACAAAUAAAACAAUCAGAUAAGAUUUCUUGUAAAUCAAUAUUGAAACAGAGUAACAAUACCCACAUAUUGAAUUCAUCUGAUAAAAAUAAAAACCAGGAGAUUUAUAUUAAAAACAAUCUCUUGAAGCAAAAAGAGAUUAUGGAACAGGCACGAAAAGAACUACCUUACAUAUAUAAUGUUCCGGAGUGUUUGGAAGAAUUAGAAAAACUAUUAAGCCAUCAGAGUGCAGAUUAUCAAUCAGCGAUCAUAGAUCGUAUUAUAAAAUGCAAUCAUUGGACAUUAGGUAGUAGAAACAAAGAAAAGUUAUCAAAUUUAUUUGUAUAUUUGUUACAAUAUAUAAACAACUGUGCUUUCACGGAGAACAUUGAUGAUUUAGUUAAAUGUUUCCAAAUGUUUGACAGAUUAUGUCCUUAUCUUUAUGAUCUAGCACAUAUGAACCCACAGAAUGCUGAAACCUAUAUACAACAAGUGAUCAAGGAGAAACAUAUUGAAUUUGAAAAAAAUAAGACAACAUAUCCUAAUAUGCAAAUGCUAAUAUUCUUUAAAUUGGUAUCCUUGUUAUUUCCAACAUCUGACUUCAGGCAUCCUGUUGUUACUCCUUGUUUAGUAUUUAUGUCACAAAUAUUGUUGAAAGCUCGCAUCAAGAAAUAUCGAAGUGAUAUUUCAAAAGGUCUUUUUAUAUGUACUCUCAUCUUAGAGUAUACAACAUUAAGCAAACGAUUUGCACCGUCCGUGAUUAAUUUUUUACGGGGUAUUAUCUACAUGGCGACGCCUGCAAAUUUAACACAAAAAAUCACAAUUAUUCCACCAUUCAAAAUUGUGUGUAAAGCUCUAGUGAUCAAUAAGAUGGAAAUUGAUUUAGACAAAAUUGAUCCAAAUAGCGCACAUAUGCUUGCAAGUGAUUUAAUUAAUGAAGAAUUAGAUGACGAAUUUAGAAUAAGAGCUUUAUUGACUACAGUUAAUCUGCUUAUUGAAUUUAAAAACCAUCUUCAAGAAUUAGAAGCAAUAUAUCCGAUAUUUGAGCCCAUUCUUCAAUUGUUAAAAAUAAAUGAAUUCAAACAGUAUUCAGUAAACAUAAGAAAUCAUGUAAAAGGACUAUGUAAGGAACUCGAAUUUCUACGAAAAAAGAAACUGGAAUAUAUUGUGCUUAAGAAGAAAAAGCCAAAACCUUUAAAAACAUAUGAGCCAAAAAUAAUGACAGUAUAUGAUGAUAAACGAUAUAAGUCUGCAUCAAAGGAAAAAAUAGAAAAGGAAAAAUUAUUGCACAAGUAUAAGAGGGAGUUUAAAGGUGCAAUUCGUGAAAUAAGAAGAGAUCGUGACUUCUUAGCCAAAGUACAAAUCGGGCAGCAAAUUAAGAGCGAUGCUGAACGCAAACAUAAAGUGAAAGAAAUUUUCGGCGAAGCUGCCAUACAGCAAAGCGAGUUUAAAAAGAUGAAGAAGAGAAAAUGAGAUUUACUUCAAUAAAAUAUUUGAUUUUAAUUUUACAAGGACAUUAUUAACAUUAAAGGAAAUUGCAAUAAGUGAUAAUUUUUCUUUAGGCUAGUCGCCACAGCUAUAUUGAAUUUGUGAUGUUAUAAGCAAGAAAUUACAUGUAAAAGAGCGAGAAAAACACGUUUCUUUUACAUGCCAUUUCUAAAUAAAAAAAAAUUGAAUAAAACAAAAUAAUGAGAUUACUUAUAGAAAUAUGUUUCUAUUUUCCUUUUCUCUUGUGAGAGUCAGUAUAUAGUCAUAAAAGAUGAAGUAAAGCCUAUUCAACCAGGAAACAUGGAUAGCCGUUGAAAGGAGUGAAAAAUAUGCUUUUAUGUAUAGCAUUCAAAUAUAACUUUACUUGCAGUCCAUUUUUUACGAAUUUGGUAAAUACGAAAAAAGCCACAUUUUCACUCUCAAGCACAUAAUAACAAAAUGGCAUGCAAGGCAAAAUUUCAUCGUCAAAACAUCACUUUUCACAUUUUUUAAUUCUAAUUUUUUCUGCGAGACUACGUCAACGUGGUUAAUUAUUCAGGAGCUUUAAUUAUGAGUAAAAAUAAAACAAAUUGCUCUAUUAUUAAAUUAUUAUAUUUGAAUCUGAUAUUUUGCUAACGAGUAAAGCUUUUUAUUGGACCUCAGAUUUCAACCGCAUAUGGUUUUUCCGAAUCUAUUUCGAAGGAAAAUAACAACCUAGAAAGAUUUCCGUCUGAGAGUAGGCAAUUCGCUGUGGGCAUGGGAAUGAAUUUUUGAGAUUUUUUGAUAUAUGGAUCUUAUUUUCCUUAUUAUAUAUUUCAGGUCACAGCUCAUGAAUGACUGGAUCGAUUUUCAAUUGCAAACAAGCAUCUUUAUUUCGAUGAUCCUAAUUCAUUUUGUUUCGAUGCUUGUUGUACUCUUAGAACAUGUAGUAUAUGUUCUAAGGUUGUACUUUGAACAACCAUUGCGCAUCUUGCGCAGUACAUACCGAAAAAUCUCAAAACUUCAUUUCCAUGCCUACACCGAACUGCUUACUCUUAGACGGAAAUCUUUCUAGGUUGUUGUUUUCCUUCGAAAUAGAUUCGAAAAAACCAUAUGCGGUUGAAAUUGAAUCUGAGGCGGCUCAAUGGAAAUCUUGACUCGUAAGAUGCUGGAGUGUAAGCGUUUUGUAUUUGUAAAAAAAAAAACAUUGUACUAUAUCAACUUAACAACACAUACAACGCAUGUAACGUAUUAUACAUAAGCGUAUGUAUAUCAUGUAUAUGUAUAUACAUAAAAUAAAAAAAUGCAAUAUUUAA
This is a messenger RNA of Solenopsis invicta (red fire ant), 4301 nucleotides long. Its product is annotated as nucleolar protein 14 homolog. NCBI's taxonomy places the organism in Eukaryota, Metazoa, Arthropoda, Insecta, Hymenoptera, Formicidae. The transcript has 7 exons. Gene Ontology annotation, cellular component: nucleolus; Noc4p-Nop14p complex; small-subunit processome. Bases 277 to 3012 code for a protein of 911 amino acids. The record is from RefSeq and is a predicted model, not a curated record. Gene Ontology annotation, biological process: maturation of SSU-rRNA.